UACACUUCUACUUUGGCACUGAAUGUAGAAUUAUUGAAAUACCCACAAUACAUUCCAUUCCAUUUCUGUGUGGCGGUACUAGACGCAUCUCAAUUCUCACGCAAAUUAAAACAUUUUCAAACCAUUCCUCUCUCAUCCAUCUCCAUUCACGUUAUACGAACAAAUCCCCACAGUAUCUAGGGUUUCAACUCCAAGCUCCCGAUCUUCAAAACCAGAUCUUAGCCCAGAAGUAUUCAUUUCAAGACUUCUCGAUUAAAUACCACAGCUUGAAGUCGCUAGUUACACCGGUUGCCAUGGCUGAGGAGCAAUCGGCGGCCAACAGUACUGCGGCGGCGGCGCCUUUAGGUCACUCUGUGAUACCGAUAGUGAACAAGCUACAGGACAUAUUCGCGCAGCUUGGAAGCCAGUCGACCAUUGAGCUGCCCCAGGUAGCGGUGGUCGGAAGCCAGAGCAGCGGCAAAUCCAGCGUGCUCGAGGCGCUGGUUGGGCGCGAUUUCCUGCCGCGCGGCAGUGAUAUCUGCACACGGCGCCCGCUCGUGCUGCAACUUGUGCAGAUUAAGAGGAAGGCUGAUGGUACGGACGAGGAAUGGGGGGAGUUCCUGCAUUUGCCUGGGAAGAAGUUCUUUGAUUUCAAUGAUAUCCGGCGGGAAAUCCAGGAAAUUGUUAAAAGUAUUAGUUUCCCUCCCGAAAUAGUGCUUGAAAUAGUGCUUGAAACUCAGGGAGAUGAUUUGAUUCAUUUGGCUAUAAGUCACACGAAACCUGAGCCGGCUGAAACUGAGAGAGAAGCUGGCGGAAACAAGGGCGUUUCAGACAAACAGAUACGUUUGAAGAUUUUCUCACCAAAUGUACUCGAUAUUACUCUUGUGGAUCUACCGGGCUUAACAAAAGUUCCUGUUGGUGAUCAACCAUCAGAUAUAGAAGCACGCAUUAGAACAAUGAUAAUGUCAUAUAUCAAGCGUCCAAGUUGCUUAAUAUUGGCUGUUACACCAGCAAAUUCAGAUCUUGCUAACUCAGAUGCACUUCAAAUGGCUGGAAUUGCCGAUCCUGAUGGUUAUAGGACAAUUGGUGUAAUUACUAAGUUGGAUAUUAUGGACAGGGGUACUGAUGCCCGAAACUUUUUGCUGGGAAAAGUUAUUCCUCUUCGGCUUGGUUAUGUUGGCGUUGUGAACCGUAGUCAAGAGGAUAUUCUAUUGAACCGGAGCAUCAAGGAUGCCCUCGUGGCUGAGGAGAAGUUCUUCCGCAGUCGUCCAGUGUACAGUGAUCUUGCUGAGCGUUGUGGUGUCCCUCAGUUGGCCAAGAAGUUGAACCAGUUUCUUUCCUGGGGUUACGAGUCCGAACCUCCCGCCGGAGCCUUGCCGUGUCUCCCUCUGUGUGUCCCAUCGCUGCCUCUCCGUUGCCGGGUAACUCCUUGUUGUUGGGUGCGGCUGUUUGGGAUAAGCGCCCAUUUGGAGAGGAUGGAACACCAUUGGGAAAUGAUGGAGAACAACCUUGACGAGAGACGCACAAAUGUUUCUUCUAUCGAGGCUAUGGUCGCUGCCCUUAUGAAGGAGAAAGCAUCACUUAUGAGGCUUUGGAGGCCAUGCGGCUAUCUGGCUCUGGCGAUGACUAUUGCUGAAUUUGAAGCUCGAGUGGCUAAGGUGCCGGAUUUGUGUGACCCAGUGUUACUGUUAUCAAAUGGCAGCCAUGGCGCCAUUCUAUUGGCUCGCCAAGUCGAACGCGAAAUGAAUUUCAAGAACCCUUCAGAUAAGGAACAACCAUGUUCCUCCUAUUUUUCACAAUCCUGCUUGGCUCCUACGUCGAUUUCCAGCUCCAUGACCUCUUCGCUGCUAGAUCAGCCUAACCGCAAUUCUUGUAACUUAUCUCAUGCUGACUACUUGGACCUCAGGACGAGGUUCCCUCACCCAGAGAGUUUGGAUUGCUUGACUCGUGUAGCAUUGGUUUGCGGCAGUAUAGGCUAUUUUGACUGGGAGAGUAUUGAUAUGACACUCUUAAAUGCGUGGUGUCUUUCUUUACAUGAUAGUGGAUUUCUCGUUAUUAUUCAGAUUCUGGUGCAACAUAUUAAGACAGUUCUUCCAGGCUUGAAAGCACGCAUCAGUACUGCCCUGGUUUCUGUUGCAAAGGAGCAUGCUAGCUAUGGAGAGAUUACUGAAUCAAAGGCUGGCCAGGGUGCUUUACUACUAAACAUUCUUUCAAAGUACUCCGAAGCAUUCUCCUCGAUGGUAGAAGGAAAGUAUGAAGAAAUGUCAACAUCUGAGUUAUCCGGUGGAGCAAGAAUCCAUUACAUUUUCCAAAAUAUAUAUGUCAAGAGCUUGGAGGAUGUAGAUCCUUGUGAGGAUUUAACUGAUGAUGACAUCCGUACUGCCAUUCAAAAUGCAACUGGUCCCAAAUCUGCAUUAUUUGUGCCAGAAGUUCCAUUUGAAGUUCUCAUCAGAAGACAAAUAGCUCGUUUGUUGGAUCCAAGUCUUCAAUGUGCUAGAUUUAUAUAUGACGAGCUAAUUAAGAUGAGCCAUCGCUGUAUGGUUAAUGAAAUGCAACGGUUUCCAGUCCUGAGAAAGCGCAUGGAUGAGGUCAUAGGAAAUUUUUUGCGAGAUGGUCUUGAGCCUUCAGAGACAAUGAUCGGUCAUAUUAUUGAGAUGGAGAUGGAUUACAUAAAUACUUCCCAUCCAAAUUUUAUUGGUGGUAGUAAAGCUGUAGAGACCGCCUUACAACAGAUUAAGACCUCUAGAAUUGGCACAUUAUCGAAGGCGAAGGACUCGGGAGAUGCAGAUAAAGCACCAAAUUCAGAGAGAAGUCUGAAAUCUCGUGCUAUCCUUGCACGCCAAGCGAACGGAAUUGUUCCGGAGCAGAAUGCUCGACCUAUUGCUGAAGUUGAGAAGACAGCACCUCCCGUUAGCAAUGCUAGUUCGAAUUGGGGAAUAUCUUCUAUUUUUGGUAGCCAUGAUAAUCGGACAUCUGUGAAAGAGAACUCAACCAGCAAACCCUUCAGCGAACCUGUUCAGAUCAUGGAGCAGGGCAUCUCAAUGAUUUAUUUGAGAGAGCCCCCCAGUGUAUUGAGGCCCUCGGAAACACACUCGGAUCAAGAGGCUGUUGAGAUUGCUGUCACAAAGUUGUUACUAAGAUCAUAUUAUGAUAUUGUACGGAAGAAUGUCGAGGAUUCUGUACCAAAAGCAAUUAUGCAUUUUCUGGUAAACCAUACCAAACGAGAGCUUCAUAAUGUCUUCAUCAAAAAGCUUUACAGAGACAAUUUGUUCGAAGAGAUGUUGCAGGAACCAGAUGAGGUGUCCAUGAAGAGAAAGCGCACCCGAGAGACACUUCGUGUUCUGCAGCAAGCAUUCCGAACUCUAGAUGAAUUGCCCCUUGAAGCUGAGUCUGUGGAGAGGGGCUACAAUUUGAAUAGUGACCCGACAGGCCUGCCAAAGAUCCACGGGCUUCCGACUUCGUCUUUGUAUAAUGCGGGCAGUGGUUUGACCGACACAUACAGUGCUUCUCCAAAAAACACCAAGUCUCGUAAGUCUUCACAUUCAGGUGAGCUGCACUCUUCAUAUUAUGGAGAUUCUAACGGUGGACGUAAUUCUAUGUUGGGUCUUUAUCCUACGGUCGAUAUUUAGACUCUGGGAAUAUGAAUGGUAUGGGCUGAGUUCUUUUGAUGGGGGCACGUUGAUAAUUAUCUUUGGAUGAUUUGGAGACCUAAUGUUUGUGGAUAUGACUGACAGUGGGGUCUGUAUUCUUUCUUAUAUAGUAUUUGUUCUUUUCUUCUAAAUUAUGAUUUGGUUAUAAAUGGCUUGCAUACAAAAGCUCCAAUAAAGAAAAAGGAGCCACCUUUUGAUGAUCUUCCCUCAUAUAGUUGUGUUGCUGCAAAUUUUCAAUGCUGUUUUGUUUGCUGUAGCAUAUGUAUGGAGGCUACAUUGGUAAAACUAGUUGGACAUGAAUUAUUUAUUUGAGGUUGCGAAUUUUCUGAUAAGCUGUCUAUGGAAGAUUUACUGAAUAGAAUCUGCUAGUUUUGUUUUGUUUUGUUUCUGUUAUUUCUGUGUAAUUUUCUCCAAGUACAGGCGAGUACAUAAGUUUAUUUGCUUGUUCUUUUUGUUG
Striga asiatica is the source of this 4086-nucleotide messenger RNA. The record is from the annotation of a GenBank genome assembly. Lineage: Eukaryota; Viridiplantae; Streptophyta; Magnoliopsida; Lamiales; Orobanchaceae.